GUGAUCCCAGACCAUGCUGAACAGGAGUGGCACCCAAAGUGCCCAGAUCUGUAUGCUGGAAUUUUUCACUUCCGUUUCUGGCGACUGGGCCAGUGGACAGAUGUCGUGGUCGAUGACCGUUUACCAGUCAGUGAGGAUGGAGCGCUGCUCUUCUGCCGUUCUGCAACUCCACGGGAAUUCUGGAGCGCUUUGUUGGAGAAAGCUUAUGCCAAGUUAAAUGGGUGUUAUGAGGCUUUAGAGGGAGGUAAUACAGCCGAAGCCCUAGUUGAUUUUACUGGUGGCGUCUCUGAACCAUUGAAUUUGAACCAGGAGGAACUGAUCCAGCAUGCUGACCAGAGAAAAAUGCUGUUCCAGACACUAGCACACGCACAUAGCCAUAAAGCGCUCAUCACCUGUUCCAUUCGGCCAGCAGAAGGAGAGCAGGUAGAAUCAGUUCUGGACUGUGGACUGAUAAAGGGUCAUGCAUACGGUGUGGAGGUGAAUCGUGUUUGUCGUGUACAGUGUUUAUGUGAGCAGGCUGCUAGCUCUGUGUAUAUGGACUCCCGUAGCGUUACUCUGCGAGUGAAUCUUGGCCCUGGACGCUACAUCAUCCUCCCCACUACUUUCCUGCCUGGUGCAACUGGUCGGUUCCUUCUGCGUUUUUUCUCACACUCACAUGUACGCCUCAGGGAGUUGAAGGAAGAGCUGCCUGCUCCUUCAUUGUGGCGGUGUUGUUUUCCUGAGCCCAGCGCCGUAACGACAGUCCAUCUGCUCAAAGCCUCUGGCCUUAGCCAUCCCAAACAAACAGCUCCUGAUGUAUAUGCUGUCAUCCGUUGCGAGGAAGACUCUGUAAGGACUAAACUUUUUAAAAAAGAUGGAAGUCCUCAAUUCAACACCAAGGUCAUCUUUUAUAGCAGGAACCCAAAGUCCAAAAUAUCCAUUAAGCUGUGGAAAAGAGGUUUGCUGUUGGACACUUUCCUGGGUGGAGCACAAAUUCAGACAGGAGGACAUGAGCGCUGUCAAAACAGAGUGAUUGACUUGCAGGGUGGCCAAUCGCGAGGCUGUGUUUUUAUAGAGACUUCCUCCAGGCAGUGCCUGACAGACCUGUGAAUGGACUGAACAUCUGAAACAACUACAUUUCUGCCAUGCUUCAGCAAAUGAACCCGUAAACUGCCA
This is a messenger RNA of Sinocyclocheilus grahami, 1155 nucleotides long. RefSeq names its product calpain-5-like. Gene Ontology annotation, biological process: proteolysis. Gene Ontology annotation, molecular function: calcium-dependent cysteine-type endopeptidase activity. The annotation marks the transcript as partial. Gene Ontology annotation, cellular component: cytoplasm. Lineage: Eukaryota; Metazoa; Chordata; Actinopteri; Cypriniformes; Cyprinidae. The transcript has 8 exons. The record is from RefSeq and is a predicted model, not a curated record.